ACAAGCUGCUCUGUCUUGGCGGGACGAGCGGUUUUGAAAAAUACAGUCCUGCAGAAAAAACUGGUUUUAUUCCACCAUGGAAGAAGAGGAAGAAAUCUCUAUCCCUCCCAUGAAACUCCGCUGCGGUCGAAGCGAUGGAAAGUCAUGGCGAUGCAAGAACUGGCGAAUCCAUGACAGGAGCCUCUGCCAAGAGCAUUUCCUUCAAAGCCGUGCAAAAGCUGAGAAAAAUCUCAGGACUAAGGUUCUUAAAAGAGCGAAAACUACGGUUAGGGGUCCGCGAUCUCCGCGUGAGAAACCAGGUUUGAAGCUUCGGAAUGCGGAGAAGCUGGGAAAUGAGGGUUCCAGGAAGAGAUUCAGAGAAGUGGAAGAUAAGGAAAUUUUUCCUGAGAAGAAGCGGCCACGGAGGGCGGAGGGUUUGGAUAGGCCGUUUCGAAGGUAUGGAGGGUGGAAAGUGGAGAGGGAGAUUGGGGUCAGAGAGAGGAAGGUGGGGAAGAUGAAGUUGAAAGAGGAGGAUGACUUGGAGGAGGUGGUUAAUUUCAAGGGCUUGAGGCGGCGUUCAUCUGCAAAGAAUGCGGAGGGUUUUCAGCCGAACCGUGUGACAGGAGAGAAUGCUACUAUGUGUCAUCAAUGUCAGAGAAGCGAUCAGAGGGUGGUUCGGUGCAAGAAGUGUAGAAGGAAACGAUAUUGUGAGACAUGCCUAAAGCGAUGGUAUCCUCAUAUGUCAGAGGCAGAAGUUGCAAAGGCUUGCCCUGUCUGUCGUAGAAAUUGCAAUUGUAAAACAUGCUUGCGUAUGGAUAUACUGGAGAGUUCAGAGAGGAAAAUAAAUGAAGUAGGCAGAAUCCGUCAUUCUUGCUAUUUGAUACAUGUACUUCUUCAAUUUCUGAAACAAUUAAAUAGUGAACAGAUCAAGGAAAAGGAGAUAGAGGCUAAUAUUCGAGGAAUACCAUUAUCUGAAGUAGAACUUCUCCAGGCAGGCUGUUUCAGCGAUGAGCGCGCAUUCUGUGAUAAUUGCAAAACUUCUAUUGUUGAUUUUCAUAGAAGCUGUCAAAAUUGUUCGUAUGACCUCUGCCUUCAUUGUUGCCGGGAAAUUCGUGAAGGCUGCAUAAAGAGACAUGAUGAGGAUGUCGUUAUGCAAUUUCCAGAUAAAGGUAGAGCUUAUCUGCAUGGGAAAGAACCAAACUCUAGCAUUACUGAACAAAAAGAUGCUUCAGCUGUGUGUGUGGAUAAGAACUCUACAAAUUGUGUUGGGUCAUUGACUGAAUGGAAGGCCAACAAUAAUGGCAGUAUUUCUUGUCCCUCGAAGGACAUGGGUGGAUGUGGUGAGUGCCUUCUGGAGCUGAAGUGUAUCUUUCCAGACAAUUGGACUUUGGAGUUGGAAAGAAAGGCAGAAGAAAUAGAUGGCAGCUACAAUUAUCUCGUAGUGUCUGAUAGCUCUUUUCAGUGCUCCUGUUUUAAUAAGAACGGACAAAUACAUCUUGGUAACAAGAAUUUAAGAAAAGUAGCUUCGAGAGAAGAUUCCAAUAGCAAUUAUCUAUAUUGUCCUACUUCUAGAGAUGUUCAGCAUGGUGACCUAGAGCAUUUCCAGAGGCAUUGGAUGAGAGGUGAACCGGUCAUUGUUCGUAAUGUUCUUGAGCUUACGUCUGGCUUGAGCUGGGAGCCAAUGGUCAUGUGGCGUGCAUUACGUGAGAGGACGAAAUCCAAGGCUGUUUCUGAAUCUUUCUCGGUGAAGGCCAUUGAUUGCCUGGAUUGGUGUGAGGUUGAAAUUAAUAUUCACCAAUUUUUUAAAGGAUAUGCAGAGGGGCGAAAUCACAAAAAUCUAUGGCCAGAGAUUCUCAAGCUGAAGGAUUGGCCACCUUCUAAUUCCUUCGAGGAGAGAUUGCCACGCCAUGGUGCUGAAUUCAUCAGUGCCUUGCCAUAUAAGGAAUAUACAGAUCCCAAGGUCGGUCUUCUUAAUCUGGCUGUAAAGUUGCCAGAGAAAACCCUGAAACCGGACAUGGGUCCUAAGACAUAUAUUGCUUAUGGGUUUGUGGAAGAGCUUGGUAGGGGAGACUCUGUAACUAAGCUUCACUGUGAUAUGUCUGAUGCGGUGAAUGUUUUGACCCAUACUGCAGAAGUUGUUCUUACCAAAAAUCAGCUUUCCAGAAUAGAAAAGCUGAAGAAGUUGCACAGGGCUCAAAAUCAGAGAGAGCAUCUCUGUAUUCAACAAAAUCAGGAGAGCUUUGGUGAGAAUCACGUGGCACCAUUGGCUGGGAAGAACCUGACAGAACAGGAUGAUUUCAAGUCACAUAUUAUCACUACCAAUGGAAAGUUGCUCCAAUCCCAAGAUCGGGGCCUGCGUUUCAGUAUUGUUCAACCAAAACAGGAAAUGAUUGAUAAAUAUCACGCAGUGCCAUCUGCUAGGAAAUUCUCGCAAGAGCUAGAUGAUUUCGACAUGCAUAAUAACACUGCAAUCGAUGAAAAACCAGAGGGUGGAUCUGAUGGGCAAAAAGUAGAUGCCAUUGUCAUUGAUUCUGAACCCAAAAAGAAUGAGUUAGAUGUUUCUGUUGGGAACCAGAAAAAUGCAAAUGCUCCUGCCUCAUUUCUUAGAGCUGUAAUAAAUAAAGAACUUUCAGGAAUUGAAGAACGCAAUAAUCCAGACAGUUGUUUUGGCAGUGUCAAAUCUGGAGCCCCUGUAGAACUUCAUGGUAAUGGGCACAUAGUAGGGAAAUCUGCCAGUCUGUCUCAUGAAAUGCUUGCAACUGAAAAACGUGCUGAUGUGGAAAAAGGGGAUGCAGUUGUUAUUGACACCAAAAUUGAACUAAUCAAAGUAGAUGUUGUAGCUAGACAAUCGACAGAUGAUGAUGUUGGUAGCUCUUGUUUUAAAGCUGAAAUUGGUGAAGAUACUGGUGUUGUUGCUUUAAAGGUUGAAGAAAAUGAGAAGCAUGUUGGUGUAGAAGAACAGGGUGUGGGUAACACUUGCUUGAUCCUUAAAAGGGGAAGCAACGAAGAACCUGCCACCAAUGCCUUGCAUGGAGGUAGCAAUGCUUGUUUGCCUGGUAGCAGAACUGAAAGUAGUGAAGCACUUCAUAUAGUGGGUGAUGAGCAAGAUGGAGGAAAUGGUUUUUCUGGUUUGCAGCCUCACAAGGGGGUUUGUGAUUAUCAGGAAGAAAAAUCCGAUAACUGCCGUGAAGUUUCUGGAAAGAGUUUGGAGAGAAGAAAGAAUAUUCGAGGUAGAAAAAGGAAGAAGGGAAGUAGACAUGUGGUUUCAGGCAACAGUUACAAGAAAACGGUGAAGGAUAGUAGUGCUCUGGAGGAAUUACAGGAUAACAAAGAGAAUAGUUCUUUGGUGGUCAAAACUGAGACCUGUGAAGAAUUAGGUAAGAACGGUACAUGUGAUGGGGUGGAUGCUGGUUUUUCCGAUAUUAGAACUGCUACUGCUGAGGCACUUGAGGCCUUGAAUGAUGAAAAAAAGGAAGAAAAUGGUUCUUUUGGUCCUCCACCAGAGGGAACCAACAACAAUGUGGUGGAGACUAGCAACUGCAGAAAUAUUUCUAAAGAUUCUGAAAAAAGUGCUAGGAAGCAAGUUGGGAGUACGAAGCGAAAGUGGGGAAGAAAACUUGCAGUUUCUGGCAAUAGAUUGAUUUCCAAAAUGGUGACAGUUGGAGCUGGGGGGGAGUUGGUGAAUAAUUGUGACACCAAUUCUUUUGUUGGCCAAACUGAUACCCAUGCAGAACUUGAUUUGAGUGGGGCACGAGAAGAAGGUGAUUCUGGUUUAUUUGAUAUUGAAGCUGUAACUAAUGAAGCACUUGAGGUUUCAAUGGGUGAUCAGCAAAAGGAAAAUGGUUCUUCUGACCUUCGAUCACUAGAGGCAACUAAUUGCAAUGUCAGUAAGGAAAAUGAUGGCUGCACGAUGAUUACUGAAAUUUCUGACAAAAUUGGAGAGGUGAAGCAAGUUCAAGUUAGAAAGAAGAAAGGGCGAAAACAUGCUGUUUCUGCUAGAAAGUUGAUAUCCAGACCACCACCUGGUGGUGCUGUUUGGGACAUUUUCAGGAGAGAAGAUGUUACAAAGCUACAGGAAUAUCUUAGGAAGCACUCAAGAGAAUUCAGACACACCCACUGUUCUCCAGUAGAGCAGGUUGUGCACCCUAUUCAUGACCAGACUUUCUAUCUAACUUUGGAACAUAAAAGGAAGCUCAAGGAGGAAUUUGGAAUCGAACCAUGGACUUUUGUUCAGGAACUUGGAGAGGCAGUCUUUAUUCCUGCUGGGUGUCCUCAUCAAGUCAGAAAUCUCAAGUCUUGUAUAAAGGUUGCGCUCGACUUUGUCUCACCUGAAAAUGUCCAUGAGUGCAUUCGCUUAACUGAAGAAUUCCGUUUGCUUCCUCAAAAUCACAGGGCUAAGGAAGACAAACUAGAGGUGAAGAAAAUGACUCUUCAUGCAAUCAACCAAGCUGUGGAGGAAUUUGAAUCCACUCGAAGGUCUAAGCCCGUUCCUGAAGAUGAGAACCUGGCAGUGGAAAAAAGACCGGAAUCAGACCCACUGCAAUCAUCUGAGCAUCUGCCAACACCGGUGUCACCACAGCUGCUUCAGGUUGCAUCAUCACCGCCCACUGAGUAAACCUGAAAUACUGUCGAAUAGAACCCUAGAUUUUCCGUGGUUGGUGAGAUCUCCUUUUUUGAGCUUCCAACAUGCCAAAAAUUGCAUGUUAGUUUUUCUGUAGAUGUCUCGUUUUGUGCAGAUUGUGUUUGUACUGGCCCUCUCUGGCUGUUGUUUUGGACAUAGCUGUGAGUAAAACAUCCAGAUGAGAUGUGGGUUUGUGUUGUUUCUUAUUGCCAUGUAAUUUGAAUGUUUGUAUCUUCAGCUGAUGGUGUUGUUAUAAAGAACUCUUUUUGAAAUUCCAUCAUCUACAAGGGAAAGCUUAGCCUCAGUAAUAUGAAUGUUUGCAUCUUCAGCUCUGGAUAUUGUUAUAAAGAGCGUCUUUUUGUAUUUAAAUUUUCUAGAAGGAAAGCAUACUCUGUUUAUGUUC
This is a messenger RNA of Magnolia sinica, 5003 nucleotides long. Its product is annotated as lysine-specific demethylase JMJ25-like. Gene Ontology annotation, biological process: regulation of transcription by RNA polymerase II. Gene Ontology annotation, cellular component: chromatin; histone deacetylase complex. The record is from RefSeq and is a predicted model, not a curated record. The coding region runs from base 77 to 4594 and encodes 1505 amino acids. Gene Ontology annotation, molecular function: histone H3K9 demethylase activity; transcription coregulator activity; chromatin DNA binding. NCBI's taxonomy places the organism in Eukaryota, Viridiplantae, Streptophyta, Magnoliopsida, Magnoliales, Magnoliaceae. The transcript is spliced from 13 exons.